Messenger RNA from Coregonus clupeaformis (lake whitefish), 1074 nucleotides. RefSeq names its product beta-1,3-galactosyltransferase 2-like. Bases 1 to 1074 code for a protein of 357 amino acids. NCBI's taxonomy places the organism in Eukaryota, Metazoa, Chordata, Actinopteri, Salmoniformes, Salmonidae. Gene Ontology annotation, molecular function: N-acetyl-beta-D-glucosaminide beta-(1,3)-galactosyltransferase activity. Gene Ontology annotation, cellular component: membrane. The transcript has 3 exons. The record is from RefSeq and is a predicted model, not a curated record.
AUGUCACCCUACACAUACUACCAUAGAUGGACCAUCCCCAUCCAUCCCCAUGGACCAUCCCCAACCACAGUACCAGCCCCACCCCCAACCACCGUACCCCUAACCACAGUACCAGCCCCACCCCCAACCACCGUACCCCCAACCACAGUACCAGCCCCACCCUCAACCACCGUACCCCCAACCACAGUACCAGCCCCACCCUCAACCACCAUACGCCCGCCACCAACCAAUCAAUACCACUUUGGCCACCCUCGUAACUUCCACUUCAUCAUGGACGAACCGGACAAGUGUAAGACCCAGACCCCGUUCCUGGUGCUGAUGGUCCCUGUGGCGCCCGGUAACCUGGCUGCCCGGGACGCCAUCCGCAGGACGUGGGGUACUGAGACCCUGGUGCAGGGGAAGAAGGUACAGACGCUAUUCAUGCUAGGACUUCCUGGAGGAUCAGGUGCUCAGGAGCUGCAGGAGAAGGUGAACCAGGAGAGCCAGGUGCAUCAUGAUCUACUCCAGAGCAACUUUCUGGACUCCUACCUCAACCUCACCAUUAAGACCAUGGUGAUUAUGGACUGGCUGGCCACUCACUGCACCAAUUCCACCUACGCCAUGAAGAUCGACUCAGACAUGUUCCUCAACGUAGAGAACCUGAUAACUAUGUUGCUGAGAGCGGACGUCCCCAAGGUGAACUACCUGACGGGGAUGCUGAUGUGGGAUCGACCAGUCAUCCGGAACCCUAACUCCAAAUGGUAUGUUCCGGUCGAGAUGUUAGCCGACAACCGCUACCCGACCUACACACUUGGUAUGGGAUACGUCUUCUCCAACGACCUGCCGGAGAGGAUCGUGGAGAUAUCCAAGGACAUCAAGCUUUUUAAUAUAGAAGACGCCUACAUUGGCGCCUGUAUGAAGAAACUGGGCCUCUCGCCCAGAAACUCACCCGAUCCUUGGCAAUGGAAGGCCUAUCUCGGCAAUUACAAUCGCUGUGAAUUUUCCAAAGUCAUCACCUAUAUUUUGAGCCGCUCAUCCCAGAUAGUGGACUACUGGACGGACCUGAAAAAGACACCUGGUCCACCCUGUCCCUAG